This is a messenger RNA of Arabidopsis arenosa, 1835 nucleotides long. The record is from the annotation of a GenBank genome assembly. Lineage: Eukaryota; Viridiplantae; Streptophyta; Magnoliopsida; Brassicales; Brassicaceae.
GGUUUACUUUCGCUUUUGUUUCAUUUUUCACAUCCCUUAGAAUAAAUAAAAACCACCAGCAACUUGAAGCUGUUCUAGGGUUUCUGUUUCGCCGCUCAGGUUUCGUGAAAAGAAUCUAUCUUGAGUAAUGUCUCCAGCUAAAGUUGAUGUCACCAAGAAAGCCGACCCUAAGGCUAAGGCUUUGAAAGCUGCGAAAGCAGUGAAAUCUGGCCAAAUCCUUAAAAAGCCUGCUAAGAAGAUCAGGACAAAGGUGACUUUCCACAGGCCAAAGACAUUGACCCUUCAGAGGAAUCCUAAGUACCCAAGGAUCAGUGCUACUCCAAGGAACAAAUUGGAUCACUACCAGAUCCUCAAGUACCCUCUCACCACCGAGUCUGCCAUGAAGAAGAUCGAAGACAACAACACCUUAGUCUUCAUUGUUGACAUCCGUGCUGACAAGAAGAAGAUUAAAGAUGCUGUCAAGAAGAUGUAUGACAUUCAGACCAAGAAAGUCAACACCCUCAUUAGGCCCGAUGGAACGAAGAAGGCGUAUGUGAGGUUGACUCCUGAUUAUGAUGCUUUGGAUGUGUUGAAGCAAUUGGAGCCAUGGUGUGAGCUUAAAGACAAAGUGGUUCUUGUGACUGGAGCUUCCUCUGGUAUAGGAAGAGAGAUCUGUCUUGAUCUUGCCAAAGCUGGUUGUAAGAUUAUUGGAGCAGCUCGUCGUGUCGAUCGUCUCAACUCUCUCUGCUCCGAAAUCAACAGCUCCAACUCAACCGGGAUCCAAGCUGCAGCUCUUGAGCUAGACGUUUCAUCAGAUGCAGCCACCAUUCAAAAAGCGGUAAGGGAAGCUUGGGACAUCUUUGGAAAGAUCGAUGCGUUGAUCAACAAUGCCGGAGUCAGUGGCAAUGUCAAGUCGAGUUUGGAUUUGUCCCAGGACGAAUGGGACAACAUCUUCAAGAUCAACUUAAGGGGACCUUGGUUGGUAUCCAAAUAUGUUUGUGUUUUAUUGCGUGACGCUAAAAGAGGUGGCUCAGUGAUAAACAUCUCCUCGAUAGCCGGGGUCCGCGGUAGCACGCCCGGUGGACUUGCUUACGCUUGUUCCAAAGGCGGUGUUGACACCAUGUCAAGGAUGAUGGCAAUUGAGUUAGGUGUUCACAAGAUCAGAGUGAACUCGAUCGCGCCGGGGCUUUUCAAGUCUGAGAUCACACAAGAUCUUAUGCAAAAGGAAUGGCUCAAGAAUGUGACCAAGAGGAUUGUGCCGCUAAAGAUGCAACAGACCGUUGAUCCAGGGCUUACUUGUCUCGUUCGCUAUCUCAUUCAUGACUCUUCUCAAUAUAUCCUCAAGUACCCUCUCACUACUGCGUCUUCCAUGAAGAAGAUCGAAGACAACAACACGUUAGUCUUCAUUGUUGACAUCCGUGCUGAUAAGAAGAAGAUCAAAGAUGCUGUCAAGAAGAUGUAUGACAUUCAGACCAAGAAAGUUAACACCCUCAUUAGGCUGGAUGGAACGAAGAAGGCGUAUGUGCGGUUGACUCCUGAUUAUGAUGCUUUGGAUGUGGCUAACAAAAUCGGGAUCAUCUAAUUUGAUCAUCGUUGCUCUGUGAUUUCACUUUUGCGGUUGAAACAGACUUCUGGUUUUUCUCUUCCAUAGUCUCAGUUUUGCUAGAGAGUAGAGAAGUUAAGAUAUUACCAUCAUCUCUUUGUUAUGCUUUUAUCUUUUGAUUCAAAAAGAUUUAUAUGUUUGGUAUUUGUUGAUGCGUCAUAGUUUCUUUUUAGAUCUUUUUCCAAUGCGAACUCACUGAUCCCGGUUUAAUCUGGUUUAAAUCGUACCUUCAUAAUAACCAACUCAAAAUUCA